This is a messenger RNA of Capsicum annuum, 1774 nucleotides long. RefSeq names its product shikimate kinase, chloroplastic. The record is from RefSeq and is a predicted model, not a curated record. Gene Ontology annotation, molecular function: shikimate kinase activity. The transcript is spliced from 11 exons. Lineage: Eukaryota; Viridiplantae; Streptophyta; Magnoliopsida; Solanales; Solanaceae. The coding region runs from base 588 to 1490 and encodes 300 amino acids. Gene Ontology annotation, cellular component: chloroplast.
AAUUAGGCAGCGUGAGGUUUAUUCUUUGGAUUAAGCUUUUACUGUUUAACAAGUCAAUUUUUAUGGAUAAGUCAACAAAUUUCUCGAUUUUUGAUACAUUGGGUUGAUUUAUAUAUCUGCUUUAGAGUAUUGAGCUGUUCAGUUUUUUAAUUGUCCAAAAGUAAUCCCUUGUUCAACGGAAAAUCUAAUUUGAACCUUUGAAAUUUUUUCUAAAACGAAAAAGUUGAACCCUUUUUUAGAGAAAAAAAUUGCAUCUUCCAAAGGUGCAAAUUAUGAAAUUAGUUUCUGGGGCUAUGGAUGGUGCUGCUGAUAAGCUUGGACCCUUGAAUGCUACGAUCAUGUAAAAUCUGUGCUAUUUAAGGACCCUUGAUCUAAUACUUUUGCUCUAGAGUACUGAGCUGUUCAAUUUUUUAAUAGUCCAAAAAUAGAGAUAAGGAAGAAUCAGACAUCACAUUUUCCAUUUUUUGUUUGUUAUCUUACUCUUCUUUGCCAUCAGGCAGCAGAAGAUUGGUGACAUAUAAAGUAUUGUUCAGCUCUUUCUGAUUUGAAAAGAUACAUUUUCUUGUGGUGUUGGUGGAGUGGAGACUAUGGAGGUUAGAGUUUCACAGAGUCUUCAGUUGUCCUCAUGGAUAAAUUCAGAUAAGAUAGUAAGGAAACCGAGUGGUUCAUUGCGUUUAUCUGAUAAAUGGAAGGAUAAACCAAGGCAUCGGAUAGUCGUAUCCUGCCAUUUCCAGCCUAGAAAAGCUGCAUAUUCUGAGAGAGGAGUACAGUUGAAAGUUUCUUGUUCUUCUCACAAUGUGCAAGCUUCAGUUUUGGAGUCUGAAUGUCUUUCUGCAUCAAUUGAAGAAAUCGAGACAUUGAAGAAUAAAGCAGAGGAGGUUGAAGAAUAUCUAGAUGGACGAUGUGUAUACCUUGUUGGAAUGAUGGGCUCCGGCAAAACAACUGUGGGCCGAAUUUUGGCAGAAACACUGGGAUAUUCCUUUUUCGACUGUGACAGAUUGAUAGAGCAGGCUGUUGGUGGAACUACUGUAGCUGAAAUCUUUGAGCUUUGUGGAGAGAACUUUUUCAGGGAUAGUGAGACAGAGGUAUUGCAGAAGCUAUCUUUGAUGCAUCGGCUUGUUGUUUCAACGGGUGGAGGUGCAGUUGUUCGUCCCAUUAAUUGGAGACAUAUGCACAAGGGUAUUAGUGUUUGGUUAGAUGUUCCUUUAGAAGCUUUGGCCAAGAGAAUUAUUGCAGAAGGAACUAAAUCUCGUCCCCUUUUACAUGAAGAAUCAGGAGACGCUUAUGAUAAGACUUUGAAGCGGCUAACUACUUUAAUGGAGAAGAGGGGUGAAAAUUAUGCCAAUGCAAGUGCCAGAGUUUCACUAGAAAAUAUUGCAGUGAAAAGGGAGAAAGAUGUCUGCCAUAUUACACCUACUGAAAUUACCUUAGAGGUUCUUAUACAAAUUGAGAACUUCUUAAAGCACCAAAAGAGUGUAGUUGUGCUAUAAGAUUCUUCACCAAUCGUGUGGAAGUGUGGGUGGUUUGAUGCUCUACUUGAUCUUUGCUCAUUUGACAAGGAGGCUAGGGCACGAUUUUAGGUGUUUGAGACACUCAAGAUUUUGGUAAUGUUUUGUUUCUGUUGUGCACUGCAUAUGUAAUGUACGUAAUCAAAACCGUUUUUGAAACUGUAGUCUAUCCUAAACAUCCAAUUGUUGUAUACUAAGAAUGCAAACCCAGUAAUUAUUUCGUUAUUCCAAAGUCUCCCACAGAAAUAAAUAACCAAAUUUCUCAA